Mucor velutinosus is the source of this 1008-nucleotide messenger RNA. RefSeq lists its product as uncharacterized. The record is from RefSeq and is a predicted model, not a curated record. The transcript has 5 exons. The coding region runs from base 1 to 1008 and encodes 335 amino acids. NCBI's taxonomy places the organism in Eukaryota, Fungi, Mucoromycota, Mucoromycetes, Mucorales, Mucoraceae.
AUGGGGAUGCCAUACGGACCGAAUGAGGAGCAACAGCAAUUGCUAAUAGAACUGCGGCACUCACUCAGUCAAUCCAUUGAUGAAGAGUUUCCAGAUGCUCAACUGAUUCAAUUCCUAGAAGCCAAUGUGUGGGUUGUUAAUGAUGCCAAGCAACAAUUGAUAGAUACAGUCAACUGGCGUAGAAAAAUGGACACAGACCGCAUACCAGUGGCAACAAAGUACAACAAAUUACCUUUAAUAGUAGCGUGUCGAGGGUACAAACACAUUGAUGACGCUAAUUUCACUGUUCAACCUGAAUUAUCAGAAAGUGUGAUUCGCAUUGCAAACUGUAUCGGCGGCGAUUGUUUUCACAAAUUCGAUAAAGAGGGACAUCCAAUUUUAAUUGAUCGCACAGGCUAUCACAACACCAAAGAUAUGGGUAAUAAUGUCACUGCGGUUGAAAUCACCAAUUACCAAAUAUCAGCAAACGAAUUUUUGAACCGUGUGAUUAUGCCAGAGGGGUGUGAACGUGCUGGUAAGCCUAUUCAUAGUGAAACUGUCAUUUUUGACUGUACAAAUAUGAGUUUGUGGCAAUUUCAUAUGAGCGCCAUGUAUCACUUGAAGGCAAUUGCAGAAAUUGUGCAGCACUAUUACCCUGAAACACUACACCGUUUGUUUAUUGUAAAUGCGCCAUCCGCCUUUGUGGUCAUGUUUAAAGUGAUUAAACCAUGGCUGAAUCCAAGAACACUAGACAAGAUACACGUUCUUGGAAGCAAUUUCCAAUCGGUUCUACUAGACUACAUAGAAGCCGACGAUUUACCAGAGUUCCUGGGCGGGAACUGUACAUGUGAGCAUAUGCCCGGCGGGUGUGUGCCCAUUAUUUCACAAAAGUCCAAGGACAAGUUCAAGGCGACUAACAAAAAUGAAAAGGUACCCACUGUAUACAAUGCAGACGUUAUGGAAGCAGCUACUGUAGAUGAUGAACUGUGUUGUCUUGUGCCCAAUUCUGGUACAUCUUCUAUUUAUUGA